AUGUGCAGCGUUGGCUGCUUGGCGGUCGAGUACCCUCAGUCGUCCGUUCCGAUGGUGUGGGGGUACAAGGGCCCGAGGUACGCCGCGCAGACGGUCGAGGCCGUAGAGUUCAUGCACGGAAAGGGCCUGGUCCACGGGGAUGUUAAGCCGGACAACGUCAUCCUCGUCAAGAAGAGCGAGACCCUUACCGUGGCCAAGUUGGCUGACCUUGGACUAUCGCGUGAAGUGGGCACCACCAAGUACAAGGGCUUCGGUACGCUCGGGACCUCCAUCACUCCCAACAAUUACUUCGAUGAGGUUCCCGCUGACAAGGCGGACGACGUCUGGGCCCUCGGCGUGCUGCUUCUGUCCUUGUUGCUGCCGCGGGGCCUGUUCUCGAGUAACUACUUGACGAGCCGCGUGCUCCAGACCGCCGCGGAGAAGGAGGCCCUCGCACGCUGCAGGACGAGCAAGCAGAGGCUCAAGAUUAAGUACCGCAUGUCCUCCCGCACGGCCAAAGAUACGUCGGAUAACGGUUUCCAGAAGAGGAUGGUCAGGAGCAUGCUGUUCGUGACUCUCGAGCAGCCGAUACGGGACACCGCCCGUGAUUUUCUGCGGCGCAUGGUCGACCCCGACGCCAGCAAACGGCCGGACAUCUGCGAGGUGCGGGCGUGGUUGCCGUCCAUCGUCCGGUCCGCGGAGAGGCAGACGGCGGUCAUGGCGGCGGCCGCUCUGGUGCCGACAACGCCAUCUCCCCCACCGCCCCGGUCGCCGCUGAUGGCGAGGUCGAGAGGGAGCUCCGUGUCUACGAUUUCGUUUUCGUCUUCCGGCGGUAGCUCGGAGUCUUCUUCUUCUUCUUCUUCUUCUGCGGCGAGAACGUCAGACUCUGCUUCUUCGCCUUCGGCCGGAUCGGCGCCGUCGGCCGGGGGCUCCGUAGAACCAUUCUCGUCUUCGGUCUCUUGCGGUAGGUCGGGAAAUUACUCGGCGGUGGUAGUGCCUGCUGUCGUUCCCUUGACCUCGGGCGGAUCGGUGCUUUCGGCCAGGAGCCCCGUGGAAUCGGGUUCGUCUGUCUCCUCCUCCUCCGACGGCAGGUCGUGGAGGCUCGCCGUUCUCUUGGAGGACGAGGACGGUAUGGAGGAGAGUGGCGAACGAGAGUACGUUUUCCCGAGCCCGUCCGCCGCCGCCGCCAUCACUCCCUCGAUGGCCGCCAGCUCUGGUGCACAGCGUGAGGGCGUCGACAACUCGGCCCCGGACUCUUGGGUGCCCUCGCACGACGUGUCUUCUCUCGCCCUCUCUGUCGGUGCGGCUGCGAGCGCGCAGGACGACGUGGCGCGCCACUCCGGUCCGGAGGACGCCUGGUCCACCGGCAUCAGCGGCGUCGUCUCCGGCAUCGAUGCUGCCGUCGGAAUCAACUCGAGCGCCGACAUCUCCCAGCAGCAGGGCGAAUUGUCUUCGAGCGCGGGCUCUGUUCGGUUUUCCACCGGGGCAGAGGCGGCGGCGGGCGAGAGCGACGGGCUUCUGCUGUUGCCGCUGCUCAGCGGGGGCGAGUGCAGCACCGGCUGGAGCCGGCAGUCCCGACGAGGCGGCGAGGGAGAGGCGACGGUGGAUGCCGGGGCUGGGUCCGACGCCCGCGAUGGCGUCGGAAGAGGGAUCGAUCGGUGA
Molecule: messenger RNA, 1641 nt
Organism: Ectocarpus siliculosus
Lineage: Eukaryota; Phaeophyceae; Ectocarpales; Ectocarpaceae
Source: the annotation of a GenBank genome assembly